GGACUUGGACUUGGAUGUCGCUUUGAGGGCACUGAUCUGUUUUCCCCAGUGGUUUCCUGUAUCCAUUAUCUAUCUUUAUCAGUUCCAAGUCAAGUCGAGCAUUCCUUCUCGUUUCGAUAAGAUCUCCGUCGACUUCUCCUCUGUUCUUGCACAGUUCAGUAUACCAAUCGAAUGGCGUCGGAUGCGGAAACUAGGGCUAAAGAGGCCUUCAUCGACGACCACUUCGAACUCGCCGUUGACCUCUACUCUCAAGCCAUCUCUAUGGACCCUAAGAACGCCGAGCUCUUCUCCGACCGCGCCCAGGCCAACAUCAAACUCCGCAAUUUCACUGAAGCUGUUUCUGAUGCAAGCAGAGCAAUUGAGUUGGACCCUUCAAUUUCCAAAGCAUAUCUGCGUAAAGGCACUGCUUGUAUCAAGCUUGAAGAGUAUCAGACUGCUAAGGCUGCUCUUGAAGCAGGUGCUUCUUUGGCACCAGGAGAUUCGAGAUUCAUGAAUAUGAUCAAAGAAUGUGACGAGCGCAUUGCAGAGGAAAAUGGUGAGCCACCCAAUCAGUCGUCAAAUCAAACUCAAAGUAGCGUUGCAGUUACGCCUGCUCCUGAAUUGGUGGACAUAAAUGUUGAAACUACAAAAGAUGCUCAAUUAGUUGCGUCAUCAAGCAAAGCAAAAUACAGGCAUGAGUUUUACCAGAAACCAGGGGAAGUGGUUGUUACUAUAUUUGCCAAGGGAAUACCAGCUACUGGUGUUUCGGUUGAUUUUGGUGAACAAUUACUGAGUGUCACCAUUGAUGUUCCUGGUGAAGAUUCAUACACUUUUCAACCUCGGUUAUUUGGCAAAAUAAUACCUGCGCAAUGUAAGUAUGAAGUUCUGUCGACAAAGAUUGAAAUCCGACUUGCAAAAGCUGAAGCUUUGCAAUGGACGUCUCUCGAAUUCAGCAAGGAUGCUAUGGUACCACAGAGCAUCAUUGUGUCAUCAGGUGCUCAAAGACCUAGUUACCCUUCCUCAAAACCAAGAAAAGUAGAUUGGGAAAAGUUAGAAGCUCAAGUGAAAAAAGAGGAGAAAGAAGAGAAGUUGGAUGGAGAUGCUGCUUUGAACAAAUUUUUCCGGGACAUAUAUCAAGAUGCUGACGAGGACACAAGAAGAGCUAUGAGAAAAUCAUUUGUUGAGUCAAAUGGGACAGUGCUGUCCACAAACUGGAAUGAAGUUGGUUCGAAGAUGGUCGAAGGAAGCCCUCCAGACGGUAUGGAGGUGAAGAAGUGGGAAUACUGAACUUUUGUGCCCCAGUUGGAUUCCUUGUAAAAUGGGUGUGAAAGUUUUUCUCAGUUUGCUUUUGAAUUUGUCCAUAGUUUUUCUGUUACCGAAGGUUUUAUUUGAUAUGCUGAAAUAACACAUCAGUAGUCCAUCGAGGCGUUGAUUUCAACACCGAGUAGUAGUGACUCAUAAUGUCUGUCAAACAUUUCUUCGGUUUUUCAUUGUCUGAAACAAACUGUGUUGAUGUAAUACAGUUAGCAUUUUCUC
Molecule: messenger RNA, 1515 nt
Organism: Rhododendron vialii
Lineage: Eukaryota; Viridiplantae; Streptophyta; Magnoliopsida; Ericales; Ericaceae
Product: protein SGT1 homolog
Exons: 10
Coding region: 172-1266 (364 amino acids)
Biological process (GO): defense response to fungus; protein stabilization
Cellular component (GO): nucleus; cytoplasm
Molecular function (GO): protein-folding chaperone binding
Source: RefSeq, a predicted model, not a curated record